Molecule: messenger RNA, 2167 nt
Organism: Rhododendron vialii
Lineage: Eukaryota; Viridiplantae; Streptophyta; Magnoliopsida; Ericales; Ericaceae
Exons: 10
Coding region: 77-1843 (588 amino acids)
Biological process (GO): GMP biosynthetic process
Cellular component (GO): cytosol
Molecular function (GO): GMP synthase activity
Source: RefSeq, a predicted model, not a curated record
UUUUAAUCCGUUUCAUUUUCUAACGCAGGCGAAGAACAAAUCCGAGAGAGAGAGAGAGAGAGAGAGAGAGACCGCCAUGAAAGCUCUGCUCAAUCCAGACACAAAAAUUUCCAUCCCCACAGCCAACCGCUAUACCCAACCAAAGCUGCAAACCUCUAUUCAGUUCUCCUCAAAACUCACCCUUACUGGGAUCCGACGGAAAUGUCGGUUGACUGUAAAAUCCGUGAUGGAUUCGGCUACGAUCGGUGAUCUAGGGCUUUCGGAAACCGAUAUCCAAAACCCGACCGUUUCGUCGUCUUAUCGGAAUCCGAAGUACCGGAAACCGAAUCAGACGGUGUUGGAAGCUCAAGCGAAGGUGUGCACCGGGCCCACACAAACCAGACCGCUCACUGAAGAGCAGGCUUUCAAGGUCUUGGACACCAUUUUAAGAUCAGCUAAGGGAGAACUUAAAGAUGAAGAGCAGGUUUCAAAAGCACAACUUGGGGCUUUUUUUGCUGCAAUGACCAUUCGUGCAAAUGCGUUUCCUGAAGAAACUCAAUGGAGUGAGGGGGAAACACGUGCAAUGAAUACAUAUUGGCCGCAUUUGGUUCGAGCGCUUUCCCCAGACAUAAUCUUCAUAGCUGAUCCUGAAGGCUCUAUGAUGGGAGUUGGUAAUUCAAUAGGCCCCCACUAUGUUGGUAAUUGCACAAACGAUAUGAGAUUGGUGGGUGCCCUUAGGGAAGUCUUAGCAGGGGGUCACCUAGGAUAUGAAGAGGUUCAAGGUGUUCUAAAAGACGUUCUUCCAUUGAAAUUAGAAAAUGAGACCUCAGCAAGUGAGUCACUGCUUUCAGCAUUUUUAAUAGGCCAACGCAUGAAUAGAGAAACAGAUCGUGAGUUGAAAGCAUAUUGCCUUGCAUUUGAUGAUGAACUCGGUCCCCGGCCAAUUGCUGAUGUCAGAUCUUUGACUCACUAUGGUGAGCCUUACGAUGGAAACACUCGGUACUUCAGGAGCACUCUAUUUGUUGCUGCAGUUAGGUCCUGUUAUGGUGAAUCCUGCUUGCUUCAUGGGGUGGAAUGGAUGCCACCAAAGGGGGGCAUAACUGAAGAACAAAUGCUGAAGUUCAUAGGAGCAAAUACACAGUUAUCCCCAUUGCAGGCCAAAAAACUUCUUGAGGACGAGGAAGUCGGAUUUGCUUACAUGAGCCAACGUGAAGCUGUCCCAUCAAUGUACUCUUUAAUUGGGUUGCGGGAACAUAUAAAGAAGCGUCCUCCAGUGGCAACAUCUGAGAAGGUUCAGCAAUUUGUGAGGGCACGGGGGAGGGAAGCAAUUGUUGCUGGAUUUUAUCAUGAAGGUUAUGAGGAACCACUUUUAAUGCUUAUGAGAAGAAGAGGUGUUCAAUCUGGUUUGGUGGUGAAGGGUGAGGAAGGGGCACUUUCGAUGACGACAAGAUUGCGGUCAUUAACCUCAACUAAAGGGUUUCCUGUGAACUACUGUUCAGGGUUCCGCUCACUGAAUGUGGCAUCUGCUCAUGAAGUGGAUGGCGUGUCACGUGAGAGUUUCAAUCUUGAGGUAAAUGCCAAAGACUAUGGCUUUGAACCCACUGAUACUCCGAGAACAGAUAGAUCGGUUUCGAGGAAUAUAGAAUUAGGUUUAGAAGCUCUACGUGGUCAGAAAGGUCCGGCGUACGAUCGAAUCGUUUUAAAUGCCGGAAUGGUAGAUCACUUGCUGGGCUGUGAUGGUGCACAAGAUGUAUCCUUAGCCAUGGAUAGAGCAAGGGAAGCCAUUGACAGUGGUAAGGCCUUAACCAAGCUCCUAAAUUACAUCAAGAUCUCCCACAAAGUGAAGUACCAGAAUAAGUCUUGAUAGGGGCAAUACUUCUUGUUGUACUUUUAUUUUUUUUAGGAGGUGCCUAGGGUAUAUUUUCUGAGUUGGACAAUGUACACGGGAGGGGGAAUAGAUUUCCUCCAAUUUUGGUUGUAAAUUAUGUACAAUUUUUCUUCAUUUGUUCGGCUUGUUUGGUCUGCCGUACGAAAAUAAUUUUUUGAUUCUAUGCUCGUAAAAGGCAUGUAUUCAGGAUGUAAAUUUUAGAGUGAUCAAUCUCGUACAUGAAAAUUCCAGAAUACUUCAAAGUAUUCUUGAAUCGUAGAAACCUUAUGUUGGUCAAGUAAAGGUUUGAAAUUCUUCAAA